UUAGACUGGCAAAUUCUCGGUGGUUAUCAUUAUUUCCACCGCAUUUUGGGCGCACUUUUGCUUGAAUUGACGUUGGUCCAGGUACGAGUGUACGGAAGUCUGUCCAGCCCAUUUCGAUCACCCACAGGCAAAAGUUGGAACAAGGCCCUCUUUUUCACAAACACGCCGACUGACCGACUUGCUCCUGCUCCUCUCUCCGUCCAGCCUGAGGUUAGUGCUCUUUCAGGAAUAUAUGCAUUAUCUCCUGCCAACUCGCUACUCGUGGGUUUCUAUGCCCAGACGAAGAAUCAGAAAUUUACGAAAACCACCGGCUAA
This is a messenger RNA of Protopolystoma xenopodis, 315 nucleotides long. NCBI's taxonomy places the organism in Eukaryota, Metazoa, Platyhelminthes, Monogenea, Polystomatidea, Polystomatidae. The record is from the annotation of a GenBank genome assembly.